This is a messenger RNA of Lodderomyces pseudojiufengensis, 1167 nucleotides long. RefSeq lists its product as uncharacterized. The record is from RefSeq and is a predicted model, not a curated record. NCBI's taxonomy places the organism in Eukaryota, Fungi, Ascomycota, Pichiomycetes, Serinales, Debaryomycetaceae. The transcript has a single exon. Bases 1 to 1167 code for a protein of 388 amino acids.
AUGAAGGUCUUAUCGAUAAUAUUUGUGGUUGCAUUUUCAACUAUGGUAUCAUCAAAAAAUGUUAUCAACUUACAAGCAUUAAAAGAUUCAGGUAAAAUCGACAAAAGAGAAGCCGAACCUAAAAACAUUGCCAAUUUACAAGCAUUGAAAGAGAGUUUAGAAAUUAUAAGUGAGAAAAGAGAAGCUAAAAUCACCCCAGAUUUGGAAGAAUUAUUUAAAUCAUUGGGAGAUUCUAAAUUUAAAAGAGAUGCUAAAAAUACACCGGCUCUUGAAGAAAUUUAUGAAACUUUGAGGGAAAUUAGUACAAGAGAUGCAAAAGAUAUCCCAGAUUUUGAAGAAAUUUUUAGCAAAUUGGGACCAUCCGGAAACAAAAACAAAAACAAAAGAGAUGCUAAAAACACACCGAAUUUAACUGAUAUAUUGAAUGCAUUGAAGGAUGAAUCUACCAAGACAAAGAGAAAAGAUACAGUAAGUUUGUCAGAUUUUGUUACCGAAAAUGACUCAAAAUCGAAAAGAGAUGCCAAAAACAAAUUCAACAUUGAGCAGUUUGCAAAAUCAAAUAGCAAACGAAGUGAUGAACAACAAAUUUUAGAUGGCAGUAAGGGUGAAGAAGAGUCUAAAAACAACGACUUGAUCUUCACAUUUAACGCAUCUGACUCUUUCAAUAACUUAUUGCAAUCCAUCUUACCUCAAUUAAAAUCAAUCUCAAUUUUUGCUGGAUAUAUUAGGGGCAAUUCAAAUUUAAAUUCUAAAACAGAAAGUUUGGACUCAAAUAUGCUAAUCAUAACCCCUACUGAUGAUGCUAUUGAAAACAAAUUAUCAAAUUUAAAACCAUGGGAGUUUCCAAAAAAUAUAGAUGCAGUAACAGGUGAGAAAGAGCAAGAUUUAAUAUUACAGGAUAAUUUAAAUAACUUUUUGAACGGUCACAUUGUUACUAAUUUUGAGAAUAAGAUUACUAUUGAGAAUGAUGAUGAAAAAGGGAAUGGUAAUAAAAAAGUCGUAUUGACCACUUUAGAUAAUGGUGAAAAUUUGAAAAUUAAACAAGAUUUAUUGACCCAAAGGUUCUACAUUAAAGCUAAUAAUCUAAAAUGGAUUCCAGUUGAUACUGUCAAACAAGUUGAAAAUGGUUUGAUAUUCGUUAUCAACGAUUCCUUAGUCAAACCUUAA